GUCUAACGUCAGCCAGUGUGUUGGAAUCGAGUGCAACGAUGAGUUCACACAAAGAGUCUCAGCAAAGCAAAUGGAUAUUUCUAGAACCUGCCAUCAGAAGGGGAGAUGUCUCUCAAGUUUCUUCCAUCCUCGACGACAACCCCGACCUUGCCGGCCCCGGCCCACACUCCUUGCUCCACAGCGCCGUGGACUCCGACGGGAACUGCACUUCGUGCUGGGGUGAGCUGCUCGAUGCUGGAGUCCCGCCCAACACUCAAAGUCUGGCGACCAUCGGCGCUCUCCAUCUCGCGGCGAUGAAGAGCUGCUUCAACUGCAUGAAGCAGCUGAUCGACUCGGGCGCUGACGUUGGCCUCAAGGACAUACAAGAUCGAACUCCUUUGUUUUACGCAGUCAAUAACAAUCGUGGCGGAAGUGGUCAGUGCAUACAGCUGCUCCUGGAAAAGGGCUCUUCAGUCAACGAUGCGUGUGAGGGCCGCAUCACGCCCCUUCACGUUGCUGCAGAAGUGGGCAACGUCACAGCCGCCCAGCUGCUGCUGAAGGCAGGGGCGUCCCACGAUGCGAGAGACAAGGACGGCUGUACACCCUUGCAUCUUGCCACGACUUCCGGCAUGGUGGAGGCACUGUUAGCAGGCGGAGCUGAUGUCACGGUAAAGGACAACGCCCUUCAGACGCCGCUGGAGAGAGUGAUCCAGUUCUACCCGACGGUCGCCCAGACGCUGUUGGACGCCGGCGUAGAAGUGCGCGGAAACCCGCAGGAAAAAGACCUUCGCGUCUUUUUCCAUCUGAACACCGUGACUGGUGGCAGCAGCCCAUGCGAAGUAGAUCUCUUAGACAAAAUAGAAAAUUAUGGUCAUUACGAUCUUCUAAAGCAUCCUCUUUGCGAAAUAUUUAUCCACCUGAAGUGGUACCACGUGCAACCGCUCUUCUACAUUUUAUCCUUCUUACGCGUGGUCAUGAUUGUCUCCCUGACAAUGUACCUGACCCUUCAGCGACGCGUCGAGAGGAUGGAGACCAAAUACCCCGUCAACUGCUCCGUUUGGAGCGGAGGACUGGACGACUUCCUCAGUGAUGAGCAGUUAAAAGUUGCGAUUACUUCAAUGAGAGUGUUGGCACUGCUACUUGUAGCCUUACUUAUCGUAUGGGAUUUAGUGAAAUAUUUUACACUCAAGCUUCAAUUCUUGAGGAGAGUGGAUUCACCUAUUACCUUUAUCUUCUUUGUGUGUUCUGCCACGCUACUAAUAGCGGAUUGUAACAUAAUAUAUUGGGAACAACACCUCGGUCUUGUGGCGCUUUUGACAGGCUGGUUGCAUGUGACAUUCAUCCUGUCCCACAGCCCAGAUCUAGGCAUUUAUGUCCAGUUGUUUAAGGUGGUUGUACUUAGGAUGGCCAAGUUUUCGGUCGUCUACCUGCCCGUCUUCAUAGGCUUCGCCCUCUGCUUCCGCGUGACCUUCGACAAGAGCGGAAAUAUCUUCCAAACGCCCUUGUCCUCCGGCAUCAAGGCCCUGGCCAUGAUGUCAGGCGAGCUCGACUACAAUAAAGUCCUAGGUCAACAUGAGCCCAUUCUUCCUGGAACGAGGGAAAUCGUUUUCUGCUUCUACGUGCUGUUGAUAGCAAUAUCCACAGUCAAUCUCUUGGUGGGCCUUGCUGUAAGGGACAUCCAGCUGUUGAUGAAGAAGGCGGGAGUGAAUCGCCUGGCGCUGACUGUGCUCUUGGAGAUCCAGGUCGACGAGUUCUUCAAUUCGCGUCUCGCCUCCUGCUUCUUCCGGCCGCUGAAGGAGAUGACGUCACUCCUCCCGAGCCUGGCCGCCAAGCCGCUGACCGUCGGGCGCGGCAGCUUCCGGCCCCGCAGCAUGAUCGCCAGCUUCGAGACGGAGGGACAGGCCGCCCAGAAAAUGAUCGAAGCAGAAAAGUACUACAAUGUGUUCAUCUGCCCCAACCGCACGAAUGACUCCGGCCGAGUGUACAGGAGCCUCAUCCCGAACGGAUUCUCCAAAGAAGACUUCAUCGAGCGGCCGGCCGCGUUCACCCUCCCCCCCUGGAUUGUGAGGAACACGAAGCUCCUCAUCAACAGCGACCGGUUCAGGAGGAAGGUCGAGGGAGGAGAAGCAGGGAGGCAGACGCAAGGAGAAGCCUCGAUCCUCAGUUCAGGCUCAUUCUGAGUGACGAAGGGCGUGGAGGCCUGCAAGAAUGAGUAUUACUAGUAUUAAUAUUAUCAUUACAAUUU
This is a messenger RNA of Penaeus monodon (black tiger shrimp), 2224 nucleotides long. RefSeq names its product transient receptor potential channel pyrexia-like. Gene Ontology annotation, biological process: transmembrane transport; monoatomic ion transport. Gene Ontology annotation, cellular component: membrane. Gene Ontology annotation, molecular function: protein binding; monoatomic ion channel activity. Lineage: Eukaryota; Metazoa; Arthropoda; Malacostraca; Decapoda; Penaeidae. The record is from RefSeq and is a predicted model, not a curated record.